AUGGGUGAAAAAUACAAGGAACGCCUGCUGCAGUUGGAAAAAGUUUUGUUAUUAAAAAAUGCUGAAAUAAAUCUUAGAGACUUGAGACUUUGCUGCAGUUUUGGUGUUCCCGACUCCUUGCGACCGUUGUGUUGGCGCCUGCUUCUUGGUUACUUACCUAUGGAACGACAACGGUGGUCCGUCUAUCUACAAAAGCAGCGUGAAAUUUAUAAUAGUCUUGUUGAAGAUGUAAUCGUUCAUCCGGGCCAGUCAUCUAUGGAAGAUCACGAGACUACUGUAGAUCAUCCGUUAAAUCUUAACCCAGACAGUCAGUGGAAUAAUUAUUUCAAGGACAAUGAAGUAUUGGCUCAAAUAGACAAGGAUGUUCGGCGGCUUUGCCCGGAAAUCGAUUUUUUCCAACGAAUUACUGCUUAUCCACAUAGAUCAGCAGCAAAAAUCAAUUUAUCAUGUCGUGUUCGGCAAGAGAAUCUUUAUUCUGAAGUUCCACCAAGCAGUCAUUUCAGUGCAGGGAAUUUUAUUGCCUUGCCAGCUAAAACAGCCAGCAAUGAAUACUCCAGUGAUGUUGAUGAAAACGUUGAAUAUCACUGGCAGGUGGUUGAAAGAGUGUUAUUCAUGUAUAGCAAACUUAAUCCAGGAGUCAAAUAUGUUCAGGGAAUGAAUGAAAUUAUGGGUCCACUGUAUUACGUAUUUGCAAGUGAUGCGGACGGCGAAUGGGCAGAAGCGGCUGAAGCGGAUACGUAUUAUUGUUUUCAGUUGCUGAUGAGCGAAAUUAAAGAUAAUUUUAUUAAAACUCUGGAUAGUUCUAGCUGUGGCAUUGAAUCACUUCUCGCAGAAUUUAAUGAGAGACUGAGAAAUUGUGACCCGGAACUGUAUAAUCAUCUGGUCGAUGUGGGUGUUAAGCCGCAGUUUUAUGCAUUCCGCUGGCUUUCUUUACUUCUGUCGCAAGAAUUCUCCCUACCAGAUGUUAUUAAUAUAUGGGAUUCAUUGUUUUCUUCCCCUGAUCGUUUACGAUUUCUUCACUGGAUAUGCUUAGCGAUGAUGGAGAAAGUUCGUAUCGUAUUACUUGAAGGAGAUUUUACGUCAUGUCUGGAAAUGCUGCAGAAUUAUCAUGAAACUGAUGUGGGAGAAUUGAUUGUGAAUGCACAUAAGAUGAACGAAGGGUGCUACUAUUUCAAAGGCUCGUAUAAUGACAACAUGAAGAGUGGUUUCUCGAAAGUACAAAUAAAUCCAACUACCAAACUUGCCAGCACCUUUACUAGUGUUCUGAGGACAUUGUCAAAGAAACAGUAA
Molecule: messenger RNA, 1290 nt
Organism: Brugia pahangi
Lineage: Eukaryota; Metazoa; Nematoda; Chromadorea; Rhabditida; Onchocercidae
Source: the annotation of a GenBank genome assembly